This is a messenger RNA of Salarias fasciatus (jewelled blenny), 3112 nucleotides long. RefSeq names its product glycerophosphodiester phosphodiesterase domain containing 3a (gene gdpd3a). Lineage: Eukaryota; Metazoa; Chordata; Actinopteri; Blenniiformes; Blenniidae. The coding region runs from base 790 to 1734 and encodes 314 amino acids. Gene Ontology annotation, molecular function: phosphoric diester hydrolase activity; phosphatidylcholine lysophospholipase A1 activity. The record is from RefSeq and is a predicted model, not a curated record. The transcript has 12 exons. Gene Ontology annotation, cellular component: endoplasmic reticulum membrane. Gene Ontology annotation, biological process: glycerophospholipid catabolic process.
GCAAGUCUCGGCAGAUCUGCCCCCCUGAAAUCACCCGAGCACGACUGCAACAUUUAUCUGCUCCAAAGUAUGGAAAAUGCAUCAGAAAAUGAAGACGGCGGCGGGAAAUCACGAAUGCAGUCGUGCUUGCUGCAGCGUUUGGGAGCGAGCUCGGCCCGUGGCGCCAUUGUCUCUCACAUUCCAGCUCCGCUAUUGAGGCCCAACAAUAUACUUCACUCUGCUGACUGUGUGAACGCCGAGCGUUUGAGCUCAAAGAAGUGUCCGUUUUCAUAUUCCUGGCAUUGUGCUUCAAAGUUACGUUCACACAUCUUCACCACAUCGCCUUUCUCAAAUACAAGUCUCACACACUCCUUGAAUUCUGCAGCUAUCAGUAUUUCAAUCAAUCCCGACAAUAAAUAAUCCCAGAAGGAAGUGCCAGCGAACAUUGAGCCCACAGGUAUGACACACAUAAAGCCAUUCAUCCCAGCGGAGUGAGAUAGUGUUGCCCGUGGCGGGGGAGAGGCCAGAGAGAGCGCUCUGAGGUGAGCUCUGGGUUACCUGCUGGUCUUUCAUUAACUCUGUUUUACAGCUCUGAAGGUUUCAGCAGGAUUUACUGAGGGUGAGUAAAUUAGAUGAGGAGAAAGGUGGGACAUAUUUCUUUGGUCUUACCAGUCUUUCCAGUUUUUUUUUUUUUUUUUUUUCGUCUUGUGCUUCACCAGCAGAGACCUGAGUGUAUUCGCACACAGCUCUGUGGUCUUGUUUUCAUCGGAUGCUGGGAUCGUGGUGUCGCGGGGCCUCGGACGGGAGAGGAUGAGUUUUCUGUAUUUUGUGCUGCCGGCGCUGGGAGGAUACGGCCUCACCUCCAUCUACCUGCUGAAGAACCCACACGUUCUCCACAGGAGGAAGCGCACGGCCUUCUACAGCACGCACAUCUCGCACAGGGGAGGAUGUGGAGAGAGGAUUGAGAGCACCAUGGAGGCGUUCACACAUGCUGUGGAGCAAGGCACGCAGAUGCUGGAGUUUGACUGCCACUUGACCAACGACGGACACGUGGUGAUAUCACACGAUGAAAACCUGCUGAGGCAGACCGGACACGAUGUGACCAUCUCCUCUCUCAACCUGCAGGAUUUGCCCCUAUAUAAGGAACGACUGGAGGUGACUUUUUAUACAGGACGCUACAGCAGCGGCACAGACAGGAAGUUCGCUCUGCUGGAGGAUCUGUUCAGGAAGUUCCCUGAGAUGCCGGUCAGCAUUGAGAUCAAGGAGAACAACCAUCAGCUGAUUGAAAAGGUGUCUGAACUGGUGAGACGCUACAACAGGGAGGAGAUCACAGUGUGGGCCACGGUCAACUCCAGCAUCAUGAGGAAAUGCCGCAGAAUGAACGACUCCAUGCCCUACAGCUUCACCAUGGGCCGAGGCGUGCUGCUUCUGCUUCUCUUCUACAGCGGUCUGCUGCCCUUCGUGCCCCUGGGAGAGAGUUUACUGCAGUUUUACCUGCCGCGCAUCAUCAACAGGACAUUCAUUUCUGAGCGAGGCAUCCUGAGGAACAAGCUCGUUCUCUUUUUGCUUGAAAAAUUAACAAUGAGGAGGAGUCUUUUUAAACACCUUGCAGCCCGAGGGAUCCAGGUACAUUUGUUUGUUUGCAAUGAAGAUGAAGACAUAAAGGCAGCACUCGAUGUGGGAGCCACGGGGGUGAUGACCGACUACCCCUCGCUUCUGUCAAGAUACCUCUGCAGAAACAGCAGUCAGGACUGACUCCGAACACACUGGCAACAUGGAAACUAUAAAGUGAACUAAGAUUGUAUUAAAACCCAAACUAAAGACUGUUAACUCUUAAGAAUUGUAUGAAAAUCUGAGAUCAUUUUCCUUCACUAAAACUCGCAUGAGCCUCUUAAAUACCAAUCCUUGACCUUUGAGGACAAAUUACUUAUUUGCAGAGUGAUCUGAAUUUGGCUCAUUUCCGCGGCCUCCCUUCACAGCAGGAGUGAAUAUUUAACCAACUAGACCAUAUGACCUUAGCACACAUUCCCCAUGAUAACAGAGCAAACGUGACUUUGUUUGACUGUAUCCGAAGUUAUUUCCUGCCGCAGUUUGAUGGGUUGGAAUAAGGAUCUGGAAAAAAAUCGGUUUGAUUUUUCUUUCUUUCAUAUGCUUGAGACUCAAAACAUAAACAUGAAAAUAAACGUAAAGAUAAACAUAGGAAUACCUACUCUGUAUCCACUUGUAAAGAUGCAGUUUCAGUGUGUGGUUUUUAUUCCAUCUGUCUUUAAUUUGUUGAUACGACGGCUGAGGGUGUCCAUGUGCAGCAAACCUCACCUGUGUCCCCGUUUUCCCAGGCAGCGGCGGUCAAAGUCUGGCCACACUGCCGUGAUAAUAAUCAACCAGUCUGUUGGUGAAACAAAGGCAGUAUUUUCCUGACCUGAUUGGCCAAGGCCUGCAGUGAGUUAAUGAGACGUAAGUGGACGCACGCAAACCCUGGUCUUUGAUAAACUGGCUGCAAAGAGUAAAUGUUUAAAUUGGUGAAACUGCAGAGGAAAAUGUGACAGUGCACAUCUUUCCAGGAAUCCGUGUGUUUAAAGCUUCAGUUAACAUUAAGGUCAUCUUGUAUCAAGAGUGAAAAGGCUUUUUAAUGGAAGUGAAACAAAGCUUGCUUAAAUAUCAUAUAAAUGCAAAGUAACUUAAAAUCUCUGCAUCACGGUAAUGACAGAAAAAUAUGUUUCUCUUCAUCUUAUGUCAAUGUGCAUAAUGAUAGCUGACAGCUGCAGGUGUACUGGUGUAUUACAGUGGUUUGGACUCUAAGUCAUGCAAAACAAAACCUACUGAGUGCAUUUAAAGCAGAUUUUGUGAUUUGCAGAUGAUCCAUUCGUUAAGCACGGACAUUGGCUGUAGACCUCCCUCUCAAAUGUCUUAGGUGUUUUAUAUUAACAAUAAAUCUCCAAUCAAUUUGUCAAGCUUAAUGAUUGACACAAAUUAGGAAUAAAGCAUAUCUGUCUGGUAAGUGUGCUCUUGUUAAACAAAAUGUUUAAGUGCAAAUUUGAUAAGAAAAUAAUUCUUCUGAUUAGAUAUGAAGGAAACAGAAAAGCAUGAUAAGUAAAUGUGAGAGCUGUUCUAAGGAUUAAAUACAUUGACAAUU